AUGCGGCUCAGUAUUGCGAGACGGGCUUCUCGUGGCUCCGUGAAGCGUCCACCGACUAUUCCGUACACGGCCUCCUCGCCGUUUGUUGCUAAUCUGGAGAAGCGGAAGGGGGUACGGUCUUUGAAGGCAGUGAGCCUCGUGUCACGUGUGGCAUCGGCCGUGUUGCAAAAGAUAAUUCCAACUUCCCAUACCCCACCAAAGUAUGGCGAAAUUCUCCGAGAGGUGCCCUAUCAUGUCCAAAACCGUGUCGUUGCCUUCUUUUCGAUCCACUCAAGUUACUGCGAUCAUGUGUUUGGCGUGGCUCAUGGACAGUGCAUCCGAUUUACCCGGGGACCAUGGAUGAAUGAAGUGGCGAUCGUCGUGGGCGUGCGUGGCGGCAUCCUUUGGAUCCUGAGCCGUGGCGGCCCCGAAGUGGCACACCCCCUUUACGACAUAGAGCAGCAUGCGUGGAACAAGGUGGAGCCAGAUUCCGCGCUAUUGGUGCGGUUUCGCGAGGGACUUGAGGAGGCACGGAAGGAUGUAGAAUUGGACUACAACCCAGAGCAACGGGAAUUCCUGCAGAGGGCACCAGAUCUGUAUGCGGAGGUCGUGGACGAUGAUGUUGACGGGGGAGAGGAGCUUGAUACCACAGAGUUGGGAUGGAACAGUCCGAGCGCCGGUGGUAUUGCGGGCGACGACGGCGUUGGCCAUGUCGACGAGGGCGAGUCCUCACGUGCCCCUCCGAAUAUCGUUGGAAAUGAGACGACAAAUAACACCAAUAGGAAUGGCGGGCUGUCCACUGCGAAGAGCCGCAUUAUUCUUGUGCCACAGCUACUGCAGGUUACGGAUGACCUUGGCUGGGCAGGGGAAGGCGUCGUGACGGUUAAUGGAGGCGGUGUGAAGUCCUUUUCUGCUUCCCUCUCCGCCUCGGUGUUGUUGUGA
Trypanosoma conorhini is the source of this 921-nucleotide messenger RNA. RefSeq lists its product as uncharacterized. Lineage: Eukaryota; Euglenozoa; Kinetoplastea; Trypanosomatida; Trypanosomatidae. The record is from RefSeq and is a predicted model, not a curated record. The coding region runs from base 1 to 921 and encodes 306 amino acids. The transcript has a single exon.